AUGGGUGGGAAGCGUUGCAACUGUUGCAGUUUUCACAGCACGCCUCUCCUGGCGCCACUGCUGUCGUUGGUUGUGAGGCCAACGCCUCAAUAUUUGAUCCGACGAGCCACUUCGAAGCUUCAUCGUGAGUUGGUGGAGGAUACAAGGGCCUCCGACGAUGCUGGAUUGCUUGGAAAUCAGGGUCCCGAGGGAUUCCGCCUCUUGCUUUCUCGAAAGUUUGGCUCUGUAGCAGCGGCAUGGCGUGUGUCUCUGGAUCCGGAUGGCAAUGGACGGAUCUCCUUCGGUGAGUUCAAUCAUCGAUGCCGACAGAUGGGCUUCACCGGGAAUCUGCGAAAGCUCUGGGGCGAGCUUGAUACAGAUAAGUGUGGCUUCAUCUCUUUGAAAGAGAUUGAUCCCAAGGACCGCUGGCAGGUCGCCGUUGAGACCAGGGUCAACCAGUCCCGGCUCGAGAGACCAGGCGACCGCACGGAACGGCGCGGAACGGCGUACCUCGUGGAAUUGAGGUUCUACAAAGUUUUUGAGGAACUUGAAUUGUGUUCAGCAGACUCCGCAGAGAAUCCUGACCUGACCUUGCCACAACAGCAGCACAAAAGGAAGCCUCCCUCCGUUGGUCGGGAGCUGAAGCUCGAAGACUUUGACCCACAGACGGGUGAAGCAGUCUACCGGGCUGAUCCAUGUGCCGAAGCCAUCAGCUAUGGAGGUGGCCGCAAGGCCACCGCAGCACCCAAGCCGAAGGCGCCAUUGUCUCCGCUGAUCAUGUCACGGUGCAACACCAGCCACAACCUGAAGCAGACCCGAUCACGGCUGAAGACGGCGCCCAGCUCGCCGAUGUCUUCGUCGCUCUCAGCAGGCCUUCUCAGUCCAGCGAACCACAGAUCAAAGGCGGACACCUUCGGAGGAAUUGCCUCGCCCUCAGCUGCGUUUCAGUCCAUCAAAACCUUGCCACCCGAUGAGACGCUCUCCCCGCCGCGAUCACCGUCCCGGUCACCUUCCCGUCCAGGCAGCAAGGCGCACACCUUGAAGCUCUCCAGCCUUGACCUUGAUGAAGACGUCUCUCCCAUGUCACGGCCUUGCCACUGGGCGGCAGAUGGCAGCAAAGCGCGCUCACUCAGGGUGGAUGGAGGUGAAGAGCGCUGGGAUGUGGCGACCCCCACGCGGAACUCGGACUAUAUCCGGAGCUGCUCGAAGGUUCAGGUGAUGGACCGUUCGAUUCGGGAAGAAGAAAAGAUCAAUGCUGACGUGGGCAUGAUGAACAAAGACGAGUUGCUGCUCCAGCUCGGGCUCAAGUACGGAUCGCUGCGGAAAGCCUGGAACGAGGUGUUCGAUCCCUUUGACUCGGGCAAGAUUGGAUUCCAGGAGUUCUGUGACCGAAUGCGCAAUAUCGGCUUCCUUGGGGAUAUGAAGGAAUGUUGGAUCGCCCUGGGCGCGGAGCGCGACGGCGUGCUGCGACUCCGGCACUUGGACCGGAAGUCCGAUGAGCUGAUGGAAGGCUUCCACAACACCCUUUGCGACAAGUACGGAAACAUGCUCAAUGCGUGGCAGACGGCCUUUGAUCCCAACGGCCGCAGCCUGAUUGACGAGGCCUCGUGUACUGAAGAGGGUGUGGAGGGCGAUCUGGUGCAGCUCUUCCACGACCUGCUGGCCCGACGGCCCAAGUCCCGGGUGCUCCGGUUUGUGGGCAUUUUGGAUGGCAUCUUGGACCGAAGAGAAAGGUCCUGGUCCUGCAACUUGAGCGGCUCGCUGCAGGAUGACCCUUUGAAGCAGAAGCAAUACAAGAAGAUGUUCGACCUGGCUGCGUACCAGGCCUACGCGCGUAUGGACACUGACAUGAUCGUGGAGGCGCAGAAGUAUGAAAAGACCAACCCGCUCGAGAUGAGCUUCGAAGAGCGGCAGGACAACAUGUUCUCAGUGAAAUGGACGCGCGCGCAGAGCAAGAUCAGUCGGACUGAGAUGGCUGAGCGAACCAAACAGGAGAAUGAAGCUGAUGUGGGCUGCGAGACUCUCAAGACUCUGAAGGCGAUGCUGACCAAGAAAUACAAGAACUUGGCCAUUGCGUGGAAGGUCGCUUUGGACCCACUGGGCCAGGGACACCUCUCCAAGGAGGACUGGUACAACGCAGUGCGAAACCGUGUGGGUUUCCACGGCGACCUCCGACAGCUUUGGAAUGAAGCGGCGAAGCCGGGAGCCGGUGAGGACCGAUUGAAUCACCACUUGCGUGAGAUUCUUGUUGUCAGCUAUAGGAUGCUGAUGGAUGCUGGCCUUCGUGCCCAGAUCCAAGCGGCCAAGCGCGAGUUGGAGGAGAAGACCACCUUGACGCAGCAGUUGGAUUCAGAGCUUCAGAAGGCGAAUGAACGACAGAGCUUGCGACGUGAUUUGGAUCGUAUAAAGAAACGAAUUGCACUGCGAGAAGACAUCAACCUUGACAAGAAGGUUGAGCGAGACAUGAUUGACCGGGAUAUGUGUGGUGAUCACUUGCCGCAGGGCGGCUACAAUGUGCAUGUCCCCGGCCAAAACAAGUAUUCCCAAUCAGAUGAUGCAUCCUCCACAUUUGCCAAGAACGAAGGGCAAGUGAUGAACUGCAGCGAGAUUGUUGCCAAGGGAGAAUAUGUUUGGCGGAUUGAAGGCCUGUCCUGGUUGGAGAACACCUUGAAGCAAAAUGGCCUGUGCUAUGCAUCGUCUGAACCAUUCACGGUUGGAGGUGAAACCUUCGCCUUCGUCUACAACCCUUCUGGAGGCAAGGUGAGCCUUACCGCCGAGGAGCAGCAUGGGUCUUUGGCCAUCAUCCACGAGGAUGACGAUGGCAUCACAUUCCGCUAUCGAAUCUUCAUCAAGAAGAAGGGUGGCGAUUUCGUGCAAUGGGGGGAGACGGGCGAUGAAUGCCAUCCGACCACCGACACCUGCGGCUGGGCCUUUGGUCCUGAUGUAUACCAACAGGAUGGCUGGAGCCGCUAUCCGAAUCGAAAGCCAGGCAUCUUUGGCUUGACGCACAAGCAGCUGCUGAACUCGGAUUGGGUCGAGGAUGACGCAUUGACGGUGAAGUUUGAGUUGGAAGUGCGCCCGGAUGACUGGCCACUGGGCGUCGUUUGGGCGGCGGAUGGUGAUGUGACCUUCGUCGUGCAGGGGGAGACCAUGAAGGCUCAUUCGCCGAUCCUAUGUGCGAGGUCCGAGGUCUUUGAGAAGGAGCUCACCGCGGGCCUACGGGAGUCCACCAGCAAGGAGAUCGUGAUUCCGGAUUGCGAAGCUGCAACUUUCAAAGCGCUUCUGCAGUUUCUCUACACAGACAGCUUCAGCUGUGUGGAAGAGCUGGUGAAAUCCAUUUCUUCCAAUUCCAGCAGCGCGGGGGAUGAGUCACCGGUGCAACGGUUGUCUUUGCUGCAAGGGCUGCUGGCAGCAAGCCACAGAUAUCAGGUGAAGCGCCUUCGACUCUGGUGCGAACAACAGCUCUGUGAGUCCAUCACGGUGCAGAAGGUCUGUGACGUGCUGUGCCAAGCACACCUCUACGAGGCCAAGUCAUUGGAGAAAGCAUGCCUUGCUUUCAUCAAGAACCAUAUGGAGGAAGUUGUAAUCACUACUUCCUUUGGACAGCUCAGCAAAGACUGGCCACAGGUGAUGCUCAAGAUUAGCAUCUUCACUGCUGGGGUAUCAGAAAACCGUGCGACUCCGGCCCUUGACGCCUUUGAGGGAAAAGGGGACGGGGCCACUUGGCUCUUGGUGCGGGAGGCGGAUGGAUCCGGCUGCCAUAUCUCCCUCUACGAUUUGGACCCACAGGCUGUUCAGGUCUUGUGGGACUUCCGUGCCUUCCUUCUGGAAGCAUAUGGUGACAUCAUGACGGCGUGGCACCAAGGGUUGGAUCCCAAGAAGCGUGGAAAGAUCGAGGAGGAGGACUUUGCCAAGCGCUUGAAAGACAUGGGGUACGAGGAUGAUGUCAAGAAGCUUUGGCAGCUUCUUCUAGCGGAGCCGCAUCGAAAAUAUAUCGUCCUCCGCGACAUCGACGCCAAGGCUGCAGAUGCCUUCUUCCGGGGAGAUGACAAGGCAUUGACCCUUUAUGGCACUAAAAGUGGUCCUCGGGCAUCUCCAAGCAAGUGGACAGGAAAGCUGCUCAGCCCAAAGAACGACGAAGAAGAGGGUGAGGAGGCGGCCGCUCGCGGGUCCAGCAGCAAGGAUCCCAAUACUCCGAAGAGCCUGCAGCUGCCGGGGACACCUUCCAAGAGGCCGAACUCCUCGCAGUCGGUGAGCUCGCGUGCUCCCUCCAACCAGUCGGUGGCACGGUCCCAUGCGGGGGACGACGAGGCGGGUCCACGGCGGUGUGGCGGAGCCGUGGGGUCGGAGGAGCUCGGGGCUCGCAAGCGUCAGGGCGCGGAGAUGCGGCUGAGACAGGAAAUGGAUCUGCAAGUAGGGCCCAAGUGCUUGGAUGACUACCGCAGACAACUGGUCAAUGGAUGUGGUAGUCUGGCUGCCGCAUGGAGAUACCGGAUGGAUACGGAAUGCACCGGGCGCAUGUCCUUCAUGCAGUUCGUCAUGGCCAUCGACCGCACCGGGGGGUAUUCGGGCAGCGUGAAGCAGCUUUGGGCCGAGAUCUCCGGUGAGAGAGAUGAAGCAACCUUUCAGGACCUUGAUCCCGAUGGAUUCGAGCUCUUGCAGGUGGACUGGGUAGCAGCUCUGCAUAGCUCUGCCGCCCGGGGCAUUCGCAUUUGCUCUGUCGGGCAGUACGACUUCGAGACCACGUGGGGAGGCAUUCCGGAAACGAAUGGUGAGGCCUUUGGAAUGUGGAUUGUGGAUAACUACGAGAACUUCCCAGGUUUCUGGAAAACCAUCGAGAAGUACAAUGAUGAGCAGCUAGAUGAGGAAGAUUUUGUGGGCAGAUGCCUUGAGACUGGCCUGGAGGGUAUCUCAAAGCGAGAAAUGAAGAGGAUCUUCAAGAUGCUUCUGCCAGAGCCCAGCACUGGUCGAACCAAGCUCAUUCAACCUGACUUGCAGGCGCUCUGCGUUGGCUUGCAUAAUGAUCUUAAGGUCUCGAUCAAAACCACAAGCUCUGAGAAGACGGACAGGGAAGAGGACUGGGACGGAUGGGCGCGCGUGGACUCGCGGCAGGAGUCGAUGGCGUCCCCCAGCUCCUCGCCCAAGUCGCCGCUCCGCCCGCCCUCGCCGGCGUCCCCGCAGUCGCCGGCCACGCCACGGUCGCCGUCGCGGGUGAAGUGUUCCCCGGAGCUGCCGGUGAUCUCCGUGCAGGAAUUUCGCAGAACGCUCAAGAGGCUUUAUGGCAGUGUGCAUGCUGGCUGGGUGAAGUAUUUGGACGUCACAGAGGUUGGACGCGUGCCCAAAGGGGAGUUCGUGAAUCGAGCCCGGGCCAUCGGUGUGACAGGCACCCCGGAGAGCAGUUGA
Molecule: messenger RNA, 5382 nt
Organism: Durusdinium trenchii
Lineage: Eukaryota; Dinophyceae; Suessiales; Symbiodiniaceae
Source: the annotation of a GenBank genome assembly